Molecule: messenger RNA, 3663 nt
Organism: Porites lobata
Lineage: Eukaryota; Metazoa; Cnidaria; Anthozoa; Scleractinia; Poritidae
Source: the annotation of a GenBank genome assembly
GUCUUUUGUUGGAGCUGUGGUUUCGAACUCCUGUCGUCAGUUUCAUUUUUCUCAAGCUUUCUGCAAGUUUAUCGAGGCGAUCUUUGUGUUUUUUGGAGUAAAAUCAUCAUGGCUUCACCAGCAAGUGUUAACAGAAGCUACGUCGAACAGCUGCGAUUGGAGGCUAACUUUGUUCGCACUCCUGUAUCCAAGACAGCGCAAGCUCUCGCCCAGUAUGUCGAGGAAAAUAUGAAUUCAGAUCCGCUGGUUACUGGAGUUUCAAGUUCGCUGAAUCCCUACAAAGAGAAGUCUUCGUGUACUUUAUUCUAGCGUCGAACAACAGUUAUAUAUAUAUGCAGCGUGCGUGUGCUUGUGUUUUGUUGACUGUUGGCGCCUAGAGCAUUGGUGUGCAGCAUUUGAGGAUAUCUUUCGUUUUCGUUGGUUUUUGUCCCGCGCCGUAAUUCCUUUUUCUUGCAGUUUGACUGAAAAUUUAUCGCCUGAUGUACUGUUUAAACUUUUUUUUUUCAUCUGCACCCGAGUUUUGCUUUUGCUGUUGUUGCAAGUCAUCCAGAUGUGGUUUUGUGAUCUGUCUACGCUUUGUAAACAAAGAUCUAUCUGAGUAGCAACCGCCCUCGAAUUUUGACCUACGUUGGAACUUAGCUCUGGGAAGACUUAUUUAUUUACCUCUUAGAGAUGUGCUCAAGAAACCCGCAUACGUUUAAUCUUAUGGCAAACAAGCCAACAGAUUGUCAAUUUAAUUUAAAUGAGAUUAUUGUAUUUAUACAAACAGUUUUUCCAUGAAAUUGAUUCUUGUAUGGGCUUACUGGACACCUGUAAGUUCACGUAUACCAUAAUUUAAUGGAUUAAAUGAUUGUAAUUUAAAAAGCUAUAGAGAUUUUUCGCUCUUUGGGAGUAGCUACCAAAUAACAACCACUUGAGGCAACUUGAGUUACAUCAGUUCCUUGUGCUGGAAUUCUUCAAAGAACAAGGGGUAAGGGUGCAUUGGUGUCUUUUUUUUUUUUGAGGCCAUUGUUUUAGUUUUUUGCCCAUAAGUUUGCAGUUUUUUUGUUACUUUUAGCCCCUUCUUUCUUGAGUGGUUUUACAAAAAGUUUUGUUGUUGUUGUUCGUUUUUUGUUUUUUUUGUUUUUUGUGGAGGGGGGGCAUUUACUUUCAUCAUAUUUACUUUCAUUGGUUCAUUGGUGUUAAGGUACAAUUUCUGCAAAGUUUUAACCUUUCAGUCUGUAAGAGUGCCCAGUGUCAAAUUCUUCUUUGUCUCAGUGCAUAUAGAAACACAGUGGUCUGAGAAUAAAAAAUAUAUAAAAAAACAUGAUCACACAAGAUGAAUUUAAUCAGUACUUUUGACAACUUUUCCCUUCUACUUCUAUAGAAAAUGUACAGGAAUGUACAGGGGUAGCAAAUGAAAAUUUUCCUUUUGAUAUUAGGGUUUUGAAGGGUAAUAAAUCAGUUACAGUGCAGCCCCCCCUCCCUCACCCCUUCAGGGUACCACCCCAUUUAAUAUACUGCCCCCUCAUUAUUACAAUCAGGCGCAAAAGUACAUGGCUCCACUCUGCAAGGGCAUUUAAGUUCUUUUAGAAUCGAGAGUGACAUUUGUAAAUUUUGAUCAUUCAAGUAAAUUAUGCAAGUUUUCAAUAUUCAUCUACUUUAAUUUGUGUUACUUUGUUUUGGAUUUUUGACUAUUUUCUUCCAGUCUCACCAAAAUUGAUAGGUCGUUAUAUUUUCUUUGUCCUACCAUUGAAGUUAAAGGGCAUGACAGAGCUGAACAUUUCUUUCUCAAAGGAUGUUAUGAUUCUAAAUCAUCCCACUUGCAUUUAUAUUUUAGUCCAUUACAAUAAUAUUUCAUAGAGCAUUAUUCAGUUAGUUCUGUGAUUUUGUUGCAGAAAGAACUGUUUAACCAACAGUUGUUCUCAAUGGUGGAAGUAAGAAAAGGACUUUACUCUUCCUUUUUAUUUUCUCGUGUAAAUCAGGUCAGCUUUUUGGCUUAGUUUCCGUAAGAAAGCACCAAGUUUUUAUCUAAAAAAGUCAAUCAUAGCAUCACUUUCACUCUAAUGUUAAGGUACUAAGCGCACAACUGUAAAAUGCUCUAUUGCAAUUGGAUAUAGAGUGAAACCUACUGUGAAAUAUAUCAUUAAUUAAUUGUUUAUUUAUUGUCAUCUAGUUUUGCUUAUCAAGGAGAUGUCAAUGUAAUGAAAUUAUGGAAAUUAUUAAUAUAAAUGAUUAUAAUAUGUGGCACUGGUGUACUCUUGUACAUUAUAUUCAUUCAACAAAUUAAUACUCAAAUAUGUGACACUUGUUUACUCUUGUUCAUUAUACAAAUAAAAUAGUAUAAAUUUAUUGAUUUUAAAUUUUAAUUUUUUCGAUUUUACAAGUGGUUCAAACUCCUCUUAUAAAUAUAACUAAUCACAACAGAAAAUAGCAUUUAAAUUAAGGUUAGAAUUGAACCACAGCACAUAUACUGGUAAUUCAGAGGUUUUCUUAAUUCUUUGUGCUUAAGAGGAGGCUAAAAAAAAAUCUCUGAGACCAGGAUAUAGGAGAAUAAGAAGAGGCUAAAAAAAAAAAGUUGCUGAUUCUUUGAUGAGACCAGGAUGUACCAAAGGGAGAAGGGUUUGAGGUGAAGGACAGACCCACCUGUUUUGACAUUAUUUAAAAACUAAAAUUUUUUUAACAUAGAACAAAAGCGAAAGGGUGUGUCAUGGACCCCUUAAACCAGGAUCUAGGAAAAACAAUUUUGCAUUAUUUGAUUGCAAAAACUUUGAUGAGUUGCUGGGGUUAACUUACAGGUGAUGGUCCAGGUGUACCAAAGGUGCAUUGAUUAAGGUCAGGGUUUGAGGUGAAGGAUCUUGGGUCAGACCUGGACACCUGUAAUUAAGAUACAGUAGCAGCAUAUUUAUUAUCAUUUAAAAACUAAAAUUUUUUUAGGUAACAUAGAACAAAAGCGAAAGGGUGUGUCAUGGACCCUUACCCCAACACACACCCACACACACCCCUCCUAGAUCCUCUGACAUGAUCGUUAGAUUUUUAAUUCUUCCAAGUGCUUCAUCAAAAUCUAUCAAAAAUGUUAUUUAAUCAAAAAACCAAAAAAUGGCCUUUUACUAACUUUUUCACCUGAUUUUACAUGAAAUAGACAGAUUUGGUUGCCUUAUGCUGAAAAGUGGAUUUUUUCAAAAGAGCUUGAUACUUUGCUUAAAGAAGAAUUAUAAAUUACAAUUUUGAAGUACGACGAUCUUCGACAGUUUCCGUAAACUCUCGGUAAUCUUCGUACUACUUCCGUUUUCCUUACUGCUCAUACUCGGUAGGAAACCUCACCCACUGCUCGGCUUUCAUUUUAUGUGUUGUGUGUGAAGAUCAAACUCUGUAGCAUCACUCUACUGUUGGAAAGAGAAAUAUUCCAGGUGACAGACACAGUCCUAAAGCGUUCAGCAGGCCGUUCCUUGCCUUUUGGAUUUCAUAAUGUCGUAUGUGACUACAAGUGAGACCUACAGACUUCAGAAAAUCGUAGUGGAUCAGCUUAGAACAGAAAAGAAUGUGCGCCGCAUCAAAGUGUCUGAAGCCGCAAACGAACUGAAAAGCUACGUGGAAAAAAUCCAGCGAGAAGAUCCUCUGGUGACUGGUGUUCCGGGCAAUCAAAACCCUUUCAAAGAAAAGAGCUCUUGUACUCUGAUCUAG